GCCGUCCCCAACUUAUCUUUCCCCUAUUCUCUCUCCCUUUUUCUCUCCCAAGGUUAUGAAUUGCAUAUGAAACCCUCAAAAACCAUCAAAUGGCAUCCGAUCGUAGUUGGAUUACUCGUAGUCGAUAUAAUGAGUCAAGAUAUUUAACGGACGAAUAUAAGAAUGGUGUUGAGGAUUUCAUUAGAUUUGCUUGUGAGAAUCUUAGUGGUGGGGUUAUUAGGUGUCCGUGUGGAAAUUGUAAGAAUAAGCAUUAUAAGACUCCUACUGCCGUUAAACUUGAUUUGUAUCGGUAUGGUAUGAUGCAAUGGUAUACUAUAUGGACUGCACACGGGGAGAAAAUGCCGGAAGAAAAAAUCGAGACUAGUACUAGAAAUGUUGGGGAUGGGGAUGAUGAUAUGUAUCAUGACGCCGAUGAUAUGUUAAGAGAUAUUGGGGAAGCAAAUAGGUAUUUUGAGAAUGUUGAUGAUGAACCGAAUCCAGCGGCAAAAGAAUUUUAUAAGAUGUUGCACAGUGCUUCGGAACCAAUUUAUCCAAGUAAUGUCAACUAUACAACCUUUGAGUUCGUGAAUGAGUUACUUCAUUUCAAGAACAAGCAUAAUUGUAGUAAUAAUGGCUUUGAUGAUUUGCUUAAGCUCAUUGGAUCAGUCUUGCCUGACAAUCAUAAACUGCCCCAAACCUACUAUGCUGUGAAAAAUAUGCUUAAAGGAUUGAAUUUGGGAUAUGAAAAGAUUGAUGCUUGUGAGAAUGACUGUAUGUUAUUUUACAAGGAAAAUAGCGAGAAGACGCGUUGUGAUAUAUGCAAAGAAAGUCGAUACAAAGAACCAAAAGAUCUUAACAAAAAAAAGAUCUCACGGAAGAUCUUGCGUUAUUUUCCUCUCACCCCAAGAUUGCAACGUUUGUUCAUGGCUGGGAAGACUGCAAAAUGUAUGAGAUGGCAUCAUGACAGAAAUGUGGUUGAAGGUGAAUUAAGUCACCCGGCAGAUGGAGAUGAGUGGAAACAAUUUGACCGCAGGUUUCCAAAAUUUUCAAAAGAGAUUCGAAAUGUGAGACUCGGACUUUCUACUGAUGGAUUUGAUCCCUUUCGUGAUGCACAUGCGAGAGAUUAUACAGUAUGGCCUGUGGUGGUUGUUAUUUACAACCUUCCCCCAUCUAUGUGCACGAAGGCUCCGUACAUGUUUAUGCCUCUUCUUAUUCCCGGGCCUAAGGAUCCGACAAAAGACUUGCAUGUUUAUCUUAGACCAUUGAUUGAUGAAUUGAAAGACUUAUGGCAGAAUGGGGUGGAAACCUAUGAUAGGUUCUCAUGUUCCAACUUUUUGAUGAGGGCAGCAUUGAUGUGGACAGUUAGUGACUUUCCUGCACUUGCCAUGCUUAGCGGGUGGUCAACUAAGGGGAAGUUGUCAUGUCCAGUUUGCAUGGGUGAGGUAAAGGCCAAACAACUGAAGCAUGGUGGCAAAGUUACCUUUUAUGGCACUUCUAGAUAUUUUUUAGAACCGGAUGAUCCAUUAAGAAGAAGUACGAGGUUUGGAAGUGUUGAGACACGAUCAUGCACAUGUCGUCAUUCAGGAAUAAUUGCAAAGACCAUGUGUGAGCAAAUACAAUUCCCCCCUCCAGGAAAGUCAUCCAAGAAAAAAGCAAGGGAUUAUGGCGUGACACACAAUUGGACUCACUAUUCCCCAUUUUUUGAGCUUCCAUAUUGGGAGACCCUUAGUCUUCGUCAUAACAUUGAUAUCAUGCACACGGAGAAAAAUGUUUUUGACAACAUAUUUUACACGAUUCUUGAUGAUAAGCAAAAGUCAAAAGAUAACUUAAAAUCAAGAUAUGAUUGUCAAGAAUUACGUGUGCAUCGUGAGCUGUGGAUUCAAGAAGAUGGAGCCAAACUACAUGCACCUUAUGUGCUUUCGAAGGAACAACUAAAUAAGUUGUUCAAAUGGAUUGACACAUUGAAACUUCCAGAUGGGUAUGUAUCAAAUCUAUCGAGAUGUUUGAAUUGGGAAAAGAAUUGUAUUCGUGGGAUGAAAUCACAUGACUGUCAUGUUUUCAUGCAAAAGUUGUUGCCAAUCGUUUGUCGUGACCUACUCCCAAGACAUGUGGCGGAUCCUAUUAUCGAGUUGUGCAAUUUCUUCCAAGAUUUGUGCUCAUCUACUUUGAAAUACUCAGAUUUGGUCAAAAUGGAGAAAGAUAUAGUGAGAAUUAUGUCAAAACUUGAAACAGUCUUUAUUCCGGGAUUUUUUGAUCCAAUGGAGCACUUACCACUUCAUUUGGCCACUGAGUGUAAGUUGGGGGGGCCGGCUAAUGGUAGGUGGAUGUAUUUUGUUGAAAGAUAUUUGCACAACUUAAAAUUGAAAGUGAAAAACAAAGCUCGAGCCGAGGGCUCAAUGGCAGAACGCUAUAUCGAGGAGGAAUGCAUACACUUUUGCUCAUUGCAUACACUUUUGCUCUUCUGA
Molecule: messenger RNA, 2444 nt
Organism: Daucus carota subsp. sativus
Lineage: Eukaryota; Viridiplantae; Streptophyta; Magnoliopsida; Apiales; Apiaceae
Exons: 2
Coding region: 90-2444 (784 amino acids)
Source: RefSeq, a predicted model, not a curated record